Molecule: messenger RNA, 1131 nt
Organism: Debaryomyces fabryi
Lineage: Eukaryota; Fungi; Ascomycota; Pichiomycetes; Serinales; Debaryomycetaceae
Gene: SCS7
Product: fatty acid alpha-hydroxylase
Exons: 1
Coding region: 1-1131 (376 amino acids)
Biological process (GO): lipid biosynthetic process; fatty acid metabolic process
Cellular component (GO): endoplasmic reticulum; membrane
Molecular function (GO): iron ion binding; fatty acid 2-hydroxylase activity
Source: RefSeq, a predicted model, not a curated record
AUGUCUAGAAAUUUACCCUUAUUAGGUACUGCCGAGGUUGCUAAGCAUAAUACUCAAAAAGAUUGCUGGGUUACCUUGUACAAUAGAAAAGUAUACAAUGUUAGUGGUUUUAUUGAUCAACAUCCAGGUGGAGGGGAUAUAAUCUUACCAUACGCCGGAAAAGAUGUUACAGGAAUUAUGGCGGAUAUAAUUUCCCAUGAGCAUUCAGAAAGUGCAUACGAGAUGUUAGACGAUGAGAUGUUGGUUGGAUACUUAGCUACGGCCGAAGAAGAAAGAGAGUUGUUGAAUAAUAAGAACAAUACUCCGGUUGAAGUUAAAUUAGAAAAAGGCAGUGACGACGAUCUCUAUGAAUUCCACGAUAAAUUGCCACCAGCAGAGAAAUUAUCGAUUCAAACCGAUUACGAAGAAGAUGUCAAGAAACACAAAUUUUUGGAUUUAAAUAAGGCAUUGAUCCCCCAGAUGUUGUUCAGUGAUUUUUCGAAGGAAUUUUAUCUUGACCAGGUGCAUAGACCUAGACAUUACGGGAAAGGUUCGGCUCCAUUAUUCGGCAAUUUCUUAGAACCUCUUUCAUUGACACCAUGGUGGGUAGUGCCAACAGUUUGGCUUCCAGCAAACUUCUAUAUUUUCUACGUUGGUUUUGUCAAUCAAGACAAAUUGAUUGCAAUAAGUUUCUGGGCUAUGGGCUUGUUUAUUUGGACAUUGGUUGAAUACUGUAUGCACAGGUUUUUGUUUCAUUUAGAUGGGUAUUUACCUGAUCAUCCUGUUGCACUUACUCUCCAUUUCCUCUUGCAUGGUGUCCAUCAUUAUUUGCCAAUGGACGGAUACAGAUUAGUGUUACCACCAACUUUAUUCGUCCUUUUAGCAUAUCCAUUCUACAGAUUAGUAUUUGCCAUAUUCCCAUUCUAUAUGGCAUGCUCUGGUUUUGCUGGUGGUACUUUGGGAUAUAUUUUAUAUGAUGUUACCCAUUAUGUUAUUCACCAUACAAAAUUACCUCAGUUCUUACAAGAUAUCAAAACUUACCACUUAGAGCACCAUUAUAAAAAUUAUGAAAUGGGCUUUGGAGUUACAAGUAGAUUUUGGGACGUCAUUUUCGAUACCGAAAUCACUAGCACCUUUCAAAAGAGGAACUAA